Messenger RNA from Emiliania huxleyi CCMP1516, 186 nucleotides. RefSeq lists its product as hypothetical. NCBI's taxonomy places the organism in Eukaryota, Haptophyta, Isochrysidales, Noelaerhabdaceae. The record is from RefSeq and is a predicted model, not a curated record. The transcript has a single exon. The annotation marks the transcript as partial.
ACCCCUGCCCCCCCCGCUGACUCUUGCACUUGUGACUGUGCGGGGAUGCCUUUCCCUGAGACCGCACACACACCGCCUCGCGUGCCCCUCUCUCCCCCGCUGACUCUUGCACUUGUGACUGUGCGGGGAUGCCUUUCCCUGAGACCGCACACACACCGCCUCGCGUGCCCCUCUCUCCCCCGCUGA